GUCAUAUGAGGAUGAGGUCUCUUCUGAACCCAAGAGAACUUCAUUGGGGGGAGGGGGCACUGGUGGCCUCUCCCAUACCUAACUCUUCUCUCCCUUUGCUCCCUCAGGCGAAGUCUUGAUCACCAUGUUUGCCAGGAGGAACAGCUCAGAAGUGACUGAGUUUAUCCUUGUAGGGUUUUCGGGCUCCCUAGGGCUCCACCUAAGCCUUCUAGGACUGUUUCUGCUGGCCUACAUGCUGACUGUCACAGAGAACUUAGUCAUCAUCACAGUCAUUCGCGCCAGCCCCUCGCUGCACAAGCCUAUGUACCUCUUUCUCAGCAACCUGUCCUUCCUGGAGAUAUGGUACAUCUCUGUCACCGUGCCCAAGAUGCUGCUCAGCCUGGUCUCGCCCAAGUUCCAGCACAUCUCCUUCACAGGCUGCAUGGCCCAACUCUACUUCUUCCUGGCCCUGGCCUGCACUGAGUGCUCGCUCUUGGGUGUCAUGGCCUACGACCGUUAUGUGGCGGUCUGCAACCCCCUUCGCUACCCAGUCAUCAUGAGCCCUGGUCUCUGCAGCCUCCUGGCUGGAGGCUCCUGGUUGUCUGGCUUCACCAUUUCCCUGGGGAAGGUCUUCUUCAUUUCUCGUCUAGGCUACUGUGGCCCCAACAUCAUGAACCACUUCUUCUGCGAUGUGUCCCCGCUACUCAACCUGGCCUGUUCUGACAUGUCAGUCGCAGAGCUUGUGGACUUCCUCCUGGCGCUGCUCAUCUUGUUGGGCCCAUUGCUGUUAACUGUCUUCUCCUACACGGCCAUCCUCAGCACCGUGCUCCGCAUGCCCUCCGCUGGUGGCAGGCAGAAAGCCUUCUCCACCUGUGCCUCGCACCUGGCCGUGGUGGUCAUCUUCUAUUCAGCCUCUCUCUUCAUCUACGCCCGGCCCCGUGCCAUCUACUCCUUCGACUACAACAAGCUUGUGUCCGUUGUCUACACAGUGCUCACACCCCUAAUUAACCCCAUCAUCUACUGCCUUCGGAACCAGGAGGUCAAGCAGGCACUGCAUAAGGUACUGCAGCGAGCAGCCCAGGUUCUAGGAGCUUCCUCCUAGAAGGAACCCUGCUUGUCCAACCCUGAACCUGCUUACUGUUUCAUCAGGUCAGAGUUGGAUAAACAGAAUGGUA
Molecule: messenger RNA, 1154 nt
Organism: Mastomys coucha (southern multimammate mouse)
Lineage: Eukaryota; Metazoa; Chordata; Mammalia; Rodentia; Muridae
Product: olfactory receptor 226-like
Exons: 1
Coding region: 125-1081 (318 amino acids)
Biological process (GO): G protein-coupled receptor signaling pathway
Cellular component (GO): membrane
Molecular function (GO): G protein-coupled receptor activity; olfactory receptor activity
Source: RefSeq, a predicted model, not a curated record